UCGCCUUCGUAGUUCACCCUCGGCCUCGCCCCAACCGACCCAGAACACCCGCGAUCACCGGCGCGCACCGUCCCCGAGUCCGAUCGAGCUUCGUCCAAAGGCAUCGCAUCCUAUAGCCGAACCCUAACCCCAGCGGUCGCCAUGGGCAGCGGAGAGGGUCCCGUCUCGCCGCGGUCCACCUCCAGGCGGCACCGCCGGUCGCAUGGCGACGGCGCGGACGAGGCCUCCUCCCCGAAGCGCCAGAAGCGUUGCCAUCACCGCCAUCACCACCGCCACUACGGCCACGGCCACGGGGACAGGGGAGACCAGGAGGCGGGCUCGCGGUCACGGAUGUCGGGGGCGAAGCCGGGGGAGGGCGAGGUAGAGGAUGGUCAGAUAGUAGACGAUGCCGCCGCCGCCGCCUCCAGGGGACCAGAUGCCGACUUCGGCAAGGCGGGGUCGGUGUUCGGCGGUCUGGCACCUGCUCCGGGAUGUGAUGACAAAUUUGAUGCAAACAAGAAGUGUAGAGAGGCUAACCACAGAAAGAGAUCUGAGGAAAUCAAGGAACAAUCUUGCAAGGAGGAAGAUCAAAGUGAUUUCGAACACUUUGCAAAGCAAGAAGAAGAUGAUCUUAAAAAAACUAAGGAGGAAGCAAGAAAGAGGAUGGAUGCUAUUCUGGAGAAGCACCGGCAACGCCAGUUUCAGAAGGAACACCAGGGGCCUGUGCCUUUCCAUGAUAGUACAGAAGUAACAUCACUGGAUAGAGAUGCUGCUACCACUGAAGUAAAAGAUGCCAAUUCAGUCACUGUAAUUGUUAAUGAAAAAUCCUACACUCUGGGGAUGACUCCUCCUAUCCAGCCUAACAUUUCAAUAAACUUGGGGAUAUCUGGUGAUCAAUGGACGGCAUGUGUUUCAGGUUUUCAAGAGGGCAUUCCCAAGGGUGAUAGAUCUUCAGUUAUACUUUGCGAUGAUAUUUUUGGAGCAUCUCCUAUUAGAGUUCAGAAAUUGGGUAAUCUAGAUGGUAUGCAUGUCAGGAAAAAUUCACUUCACGACAACUGGGAUGAUGAGCAUGGAUAUUACAAGUACCACUUAGGUGAAGUGCUAGAUGGUCAUUACAGAAUUACAGCAGGCUCUGGGAAGGGAGUUUUCUCAACAGUUGUCCAGGCAAAGGAUCUAAAAGCCGGGAAAAAUGAUCCUGAAGAAGUAGCUAUCAAAAUUAUCUGCAAUGAAAAAGAAAGGUACAAAUCUGGUAAGAGGGAGGUUUCUGUACUGGAAAAAUUGUCAAGUGCAGAUCGUGAAGACAAACGACACUGUGUCCGGUUUAUUUCUAGUUUCAUGUAUCGGGAUCAUCUCUGUUUAGUUCUUGAAUCCCUUCAUAUGAAUCUUCGUGAGGUUAUAAAGAAAUUUGGUCGUGAUAUAGGGCUGAAGCUUACUGCUGUAAGGACGUACUCCAAACAGCUUUUCAUUGCAUUGAAGCACCUAAAGGAUUGCAGUAUCCUCCAUUGUGAUAUUAAACCAGAUAAUAUACUGGUAAAUGGGUCUAGAAACUUGUUGAAACUGUGUGAUUUUGGUAGUGCUUUGCCUGCCGGAAUAAAUGUUAUCACACCAGUUCUUGUGAGCCGCUUCUACCGGGCACCUGAGAUAAUUCUUGGAUUGCCGUACGACCAUUCAUUGGAUAUGUGGUCCGUUGGCUGUUGCCUAUAUGAACUUUACACAGGAAAAAUCUUAUUUCCUGGUGGGACGAACAAUGGCAUGCUUUGGCUUCACAUGGAAUUGAAGGGUCCAUUCCCUAAGAAGAUGCUUCGAAAGGGAGCCUUCACAACUCAACACUUUGACCAGGACCUUAAUUUCCAUGCCACUGAUGAGAAUCUGAUGAUGAAAAAGGCUGUGAAUAAACUGUGUAUGAACGUUAAACCAAAGGGUGUUGGCGCAAAAAUAUCAAGCUUCGCAGGCGAGGAUCCGAAAAUGUUGUCCAGUUUUAAAGAUCUCCUGGAGAAAAUAUUUGUGCUAGAUCCGCAAAAGAGGCUUACUGUGUCACAAGCACUUAGCCACCCAUUUAUUACUGGCAAGUGAAAUAAAGACGAUCAAUACCUCUCAGUUGUAAUAUUGUUGAAAGCUGUAGCUUCUCUGAACUAAAUUUUGGAUUUAACCUGUCUAACCAACUGGCGGCUAUGUAGCUUUAGGAUCAUAUAGUACAUACUGUUUUGAAUCAGAAUGAUCGAAUUGAUUGAUCGAU
Messenger RNA from Aegilops tauschii subsp. strangulata, 2215 nucleotides. Its product is annotated as serine/threonine-protein kinase prp4. Gene Ontology annotation, biological process: mRNA cis splicing, via spliceosome; peptidyl-threonine phosphorylation; peptidyl-serine phosphorylation. NCBI's taxonomy places the organism in Eukaryota, Viridiplantae, Streptophyta, Magnoliopsida, Poales, Poaceae. The record is from RefSeq and is a predicted model, not a curated record. Gene Ontology annotation, molecular function: protein serine/threonine kinase activity; ATP binding.